Molecule: messenger RNA, 1875 nt
Organism: Maniola jurtina (meadow brown)
Lineage: Eukaryota; Metazoa; Arthropoda; Insecta; Lepidoptera; Nymphalidae
Gene: Ir85a
Exons: 2
Coding region: 1-1875 (624 amino acids)
Source: RefSeq, a predicted model, not a curated record
AUGCUGAGAAUCUUUUUAACACUCACACUCGUCAACUGCUCUCUGUGCAUAAGCCCUUCCAGCGUCCUCUACAAUGAAGUCUUCGCCUACCACAACGAGACCUACAUAAAAGCAGAAUUCGCGUAUGCAGCAGUCUUGAAAAUCUUCAACGCCUUCCAGCAAUGGUUCUUCACAGUCACCUUUUGCGAAUUCACGUACUUCGAGAACAGGAUCUUAAAAUAUACCGAGACCUUCGGCUACGGAUAUCCAGUCAUGCUUUUGAAUGGAUGCCAAAAUCUGAAUAAUACUAAAGUUAAACCUAAACGAAAUACGCAUGGGCAGACCGCAUACAUUGUGACUUCGGACCAAUUAACUGUUGAAGACAGCGAAAAUGCGAUAGAUGCAUUGACCAAAACCGGUGUUUUCAAACGGAGAUCUGCAGUCAUAUUCAUCUUAAACGUACCUGUGGAAGUUGAUAGCUACUUUUAUUUUUCGAUGAAGAUUCAUUUCGAAUUACUGUGGAGUCGGCAAAUAACCAACUCCAUAUUAGUUCUUUGGACGGAUCAACUAAAAAUGUAUACUUAUAAUCCAUUUUAUCAAGAAAUCAAAGAUAUAACGAAUGUUACUGAUAUUACUAGAUUACUUCAGGGACAAUAUGACGACUUGAAUGGGCACGAGCUAAAACUAAGUGUUUUUAGAAAAAUUUAUACUUCUGAUGAUACUGGGCCAGUUUAUUGUAGCUCUAGGCUAGCCAGGACGAUAAUGAGUAGAAUUAAUGCAACCUGUAAACCACUGGCUCCUAGAGACGGUAACACAGUUGGAGAUUUAUUAGACAACGGUACGGCCACAGGAGUAACGGCAGAUUUAAUUGAUGGAUAUACAGACUUAGAAUUAAACUCUAGAAUUUUGAAGAAUUCUUAUUACGGUUAUAUCGACACAACAUAUCCCCUCGGCCAAGACAAUCUAUGCUUCUUAAUAAAGAAGUCCAUGCAACAAUCAGCAUUUAUGACCACACUGCAAUUAAUAUCAACAGACAUGUUAUUACUUUUUACUUUCAACGUGAUAGUUCUCAUAGUUAUUAGUAUUGCAAUUCGAAGAGCGGAGAAAAAUAUAUGGAAGAUCGAUGAUAAACAGUCAACAUCUGAAACAGUUGUGGAGUUAGUGAAAUGCUUUCUACGGCAAACAGUUGAUGUCAAAUUUCCCGGACUAAUCUUCAGAUGCGUUAUUUUAGCUAUUAUGGUAUAUUCUCUGGUCGUGAAUUGCGCUAUUGAUGGAAUCAUCACAUCAUCUGUAUCAUAUCCAAGAUAUAAACAAGAUGCUAAUACGAUAUCAGAAUUACUGAAAGCAAAUUUAACAUUUGGAGUUCAUAACCGUCAUAUGCAGAUUUUUAGGAAGAGUCUAAGCGGAGAGUACUAUAACGAGUUUUUAAAAAGAACUGUAACAUUUAACGACAAGAAUAUAAAAGACGCUAUUGAAAACAGAAAAUUCAAGUAUGCAAUUUUACUGCGAAAAUCUGAUGCUGAAUAUAUUAGUCGCAAACCAUCGAAUAUGGAAAACGGUCGACCAAUUUUUCAUACCGUUACAGAAUGCCCUGUACCUUGUUCUACUGUAUAUGGAUUGCGCUAUGGAAGCCCAUAUCUGCCGAGACUCGAUAACAUAUUGGGUUAUUUAAAUCAAGGAGGCAUUCUAGAAUACUGGACCAAAUCUGAUGAGUUCACUUUAUAUCGAACUCAUAGCAAAGUUCUAUAUACUGAGAAUAGCAGAGGUGAGAUAUCUUUGAACGUGAAAAAUCUUAAAGAAGUUUUUAUAGUAUGGAUUUUUGGACUAUGUGUGAGCACUGCUGUUUUUGUCAUAGAAAUAUUGAUACAGGCUUUUAAUAAAAAUACACUUCUCUAG